AUGUCGGUGAGUUCACAAACGGAUUCAAAAACAAUUUUGAAAAAUACAACGGACAAGCCACCUUUCAAACUUUGUUUCUCAAACCAACGACCAAUUGGACAAUCGGAUGCUUACAUUUCUAAGAUCAAUGGUAUCUUAAAUUUUACAGCUAACUUUGUAACACCAAAAUUUUAUUCGAGAGAAAACGAGAAUUUGAAAAAUCUCGAUUUGGACGAUACAAUUAAACGAAUAAAAAAAGAGGAUGAAAAAAUUCCAAAAGGAAUUUAUCGGUGGCCAUUGUUGACCAGUCACACUUAUGGUUGGUGGCAUGAAAAAGGAAUAGAACCGAAGGAUCAAAGAUUUCAAUUUCACAAAAAAACUUCGGAUUUAGUAAGCUUUCAAAUGAAGAUAUAUGCGGAAGAUAAAAAAACAAAGAAUCCUAACCCCAAUUUAAGUUCGAGAACGCCCAUUUUUCGAGAAGGAUAUCUCAAGGAUAAUUUUUACGACAAAAGAAAUCGUUUGUCCAAGGACAGACUUAACGGUGAAUGA
This is a messenger RNA of Polistes dominula (European paper wasp), 528 nucleotides long. RefSeq lists its product as uncharacterized. The record is from RefSeq and is a predicted model, not a curated record. NCBI's taxonomy places the organism in Eukaryota, Metazoa, Arthropoda, Insecta, Hymenoptera, Vespidae.